Messenger RNA from Helobdella robusta, 723 nucleotides. RefSeq lists its product as hypothetical. NCBI's taxonomy places the organism in Eukaryota, Metazoa, Annelida, Clitellata, Rhynchobdellida, Glossiphoniidae. The record is from RefSeq and is a predicted model, not a curated record. The transcript has 5 exons. Bases 1 to 723 code for a protein of 240 amino acids.
AUGGCUAUUCAGUUCUUAAAUAGAAUAGUGAAGGUCAGGUUCUCCAAACACCCAGAGAAGAAAAAUAAAUGGAUAGCUUCCAUCAGAAUAGGAUUAAAUGAUCCCAAUUGGAAUCCAUCUUUAGAUGCCCGGGUGUGCAGUGACCAUUUCAGUGAUGAGGAUUUCAAUACAAUAGGGCCUAAUUUUAAAAGAAAAACUCUAAAGGAAAUAGCUAUCCCAUGUUUUAUAGACCACAAAUACAGCACAACUCCCGCCCUGCUCAUUACGAAGUAUAAAAAAGCGCAGGUGAGGCUUAUGGAAGCAAAUAUGAAGUACAAAAAUUCGGUGAAAAGGGAACUUCGAUUGAGUAAGAAAUAUAACUUAUUGCUAGAAAAGGUUGAAGAAUUGAAGUCACUGAAUCAGGAGUUGACAGAUAAACUGACGAGAUUUGAUAAUAAAUUUUUGGAUUUGUUCAAGACCGAAAGGAAGUUUAAUUUAGACCAGAAAUUGUUUGCCACAACUCUCCACAUGUACAGCCCAAAAGCCUAUGAUUUUCUUCGAAGCAACGGCCUCCACCUUCCUCAUUCUAGAACACUGCGAAAAUUCCGUUCAUCUCUCCGAAUGCAAAUUGAUCAUGAAAAUAAUGAUAAUAAUGAUGAUGAUAAUGACGGUAAUGAUGAUAAUAAUGAUGAUAAUAAUAAUGGUAAUGAUGAUUCAGACGAGAUGCUUCAAGAGCCAGCGUGA